AUGAUAAUUAUUAUUGGCACAUUGAUUUUAUAAUCCGUUAUACUAGCAAUUUAUAAUGGAGUUACUGAAUAAACAGAUAAUUACUAUUUGUUAAUAGAUUUACUAUUGAUAUUUGGAUGUUUCGGAUAGAAAAUAUUAUUAAUUUUGCUUAUAGGGAGUGUAUGUCUAUCAAAUGAAUUAUUGGACUCAGAAGAAAAUGUAAAAACCAUUGUUAUAUUAGAUAUUAGGUUUUUAUCUAAGUGUGAGAUUAUUAUUAAGCGCUUUCAUUUUACUUGACACAUAAAAAAUAAUAUAUUUUGUGUUCUGCUUCUUUUACAUCCUUUUUAGGAGUCAUUUUAGCACUUAACCAUUGGCUUAUCUCACCAUAUUUGGAUAUUUGAUCUUGAUUCUGAGAAGUAUUAAUUUGAAUUAAUCAUAAAGCCCUAUAUUUGAAGCAUAAAACCCCAAGCGUUGAGAAACAUCAGAUUGGCUAAAUCUUUGAUUUUUUUUAAGAAUCGCUACCUAUUUCUGUUUGCAUCAUUUAAGAUGAGUGUAUGAUAUGAUUUAAUGCUAGAAUACAAGUUCAUGACAAAUUAAUUUAGAAUUGAUUAUCAUGGACUUACGCCUUAAAUUAUCAAGAAUAUUACAUCUAAAUCAAACAAAGAAUGUCUGGCAACCUACUUAAAUAAAAAAAAGUUUUUAAAAAACAGGUCAUAUUAAUAUCAUAGUAAAAAACGAUUUGAACAUUGCACUCUUGAAACUUACUCAACAACAAUAUAACAAAAGGAGUAAAUCCAAAACUACUUUCCUGCUGAUAUCGAUGUCCUUGAAGUCAUUUGGGAAUAGUAGCCAGCCAUUAUGUUGAUUUUCUAAUCGCAAUCCGAAAAACAAUAGUUAUAAUAAAUAGAAGAAUUAAAAUUGAGAGACCAAUACAAAGAUGAUCUCUUGGUGAGUGUGUCACAUGAUUUCAAGACUCCCAUUAAUGGAAUUGUGGCUAUUGUAUAAUAUUUAGAAUAGUACUUAUAUAUUAUUAAUUUCUGUAGAAUAGUCGUUGAUUAAAUGGAAAUUAAUUAUUUAAUUAUACUAAAAAAGUGGGCUCAAUUAUUAUUGUACAUGAUCAGUGAUAUCUUGGAUUUUUCGAGGAUUCAAAAGAACACCUUAAGUUUAACCAAUACAACAUUCUACAUCCAAGCCAUCGUCUAAGAAAUAAUUGAUCUGGUCUCCCUCUAAGCAAAUCAAAAGGGCAUUAUUGUGCAAAAGAAGAUUACCUUUGGAGAUAGGUUGAUGUAUUCCGAUCCUAAUCGAAUCAAAUAAAUUUUGUUGAAUCUUUUAAGUAACUCUCUAAAAUUUACAGAAAAGGGCAAAAUAGAUAUUGUUGUCGAUUAUAAAAAUAGUGAAAUUGAAAAUUAGUAAGUCAGACUUAUUACGAUAAGUGUUUCAGACACAGGAGUGGGUAUUCCCGAUAAUGUGAAGCCUAAGUUAUUUUAGAUGUAUGGUACAUUUGAUUUCACAAAUAAUGGUUCAAAUAAACACGGAAUUGGAUUGGGGUUAGUUAUUUGUAAGAAAUUGGUUGGAUUAUUAGGACCAACUGAUAACAUUGACUUGAUAAGUUAAGUUGGAGUAGGUUCUAAAUUUAGUUUUGAUGUUUAUAUUAAUAAUGAUUAAAGAAAUCUAACUACCAUUACUAAUUCAAAAGAGAUGACAAACUUUUAUAAACAGGAUACAAAACAGAUAUUAGAUGAUCAAAAUUCUGCUAAUUAAUUGUUAACCUCCUAAUUUACUAUUUUCAAUUAAACUCUCUUGGCACCUUCAAUGUAGAAUCAAAAGAAACUUAAUAAAAAAGGUAUUUCAACUCUCCAAGAAAUCCAAGAUAGAAAAUCUUCUAAUUCGAUUUACUAAUUAAGAAAGGUCCAGAGAAAGAAGACCUAAAAAAAGUGUUAAGUUAAACAUGAAAAUCAAGGGAACUUUGGCAACCUAUGUUAGUUAUGUGGUGUUGAAGAUUCUGAUCAUUCAAAAUAGAAAAACAUAGAAUAGUAUCUGGAAUUUAAUAGCGAACUUACUCAGGCCAAGUUGAUUAAGAAAAUCAAUAAAUAAGUUGAUAUUAAUAGCUCAUUGAAUACUCCUCUAUAUCAAAUUGAUAGUAUGGAGUCACCGCCACUUUAAAAUAGACAACGCAAACCUUUAUAAAUAACCGAAUCUAUUGAUGACAUGAUGAAAAAGCUAUUCCCAGAACCUUGCACAAUUUUAGUUGUAGAUGAUUCACCUGUCAAUGUUAUUGCAUUUCGAUUGAUCUUAACCAAAUAUGAUUUUAUUACAGUUGAGGAAGCUUACAAUGGAGAAUAAGCUCUUCAAAAGAUAAAAUUGGCUAUAACUAAUGAUCAAAGAUAUUAAUAUAUAUUCAUGGAUUUGACUAUGCCCAUAAUGAAUGGAUAUGAAGCUACUGAAUAAAUUCGAUUACUGGUAUUGAUAUGACAUAAUAAAGUUUAGGAGAAUAACAAUCUCGUUCCCAAAAGCUACAUUAUAGCAUUGACUGGAUAUGAUGAUUUAAAAGAAAAGGAGAAGUGCCAAUAGAAAGGAUUUGAUGCUUUUGUAUCAAAGCCAAUCAAGAUUAUAGAUAUAAUCUCUGUAAUUAAUGAAGUAAAGAAUUCAAAGGAACCCUGA
Paramecium octaurelia is the source of this 2640-nucleotide messenger RNA. Lineage: Eukaryota; Ciliophora; Oligohymenophorea; Peniculida; Parameciidae. The record is from the annotation of a GenBank genome assembly.